AUGUGCUCAAUUUCACGUGGGCAAGGGAGUAGGAGUAGCAGCAAGAUCCCGUUGACAGUUGCUGGCUGUUCACUGAAAUCCAUUUGUGAAACCAUUUUGCAGGAUUUGUUUGCUGUUUAUAUACGUAAACGUUUUGCUUCGGAUGAGAAUGAUGAUGGUGAUGAUGAUGAUGAUGAUGAUGAUGAUGAUGAUACAGUGACAGACGGAGAAGCGAAAAAAGUUGUUGACAUUAACCUGUCAUUCAGAAACGGUUGA
Enterobius vermicularis (human pinworm) is the source of this 255-nucleotide messenger RNA. NCBI's taxonomy places the organism in Eukaryota, Metazoa, Nematoda, Chromadorea, Rhabditida, Oxyuridae. The record is from the annotation of a GenBank genome assembly.